AUGUUCUCAGCCCAAGCAUCGUUGACGAUGCGCCUGCGAUGGCUCCGUCUGCUGCCUAUCUCCCUUCUCUUCACCAUAGCAGUAGCGCAGACGCCGAACAACCCUACACGAAUCCUUCGGCGCGACAACCUCCUCUACGUCUUCGAACCCUCCUCCAGCACUUCCAGCCAGUUCCAGCUUGGCACCAUUGACGUCUCUUCUCCCAUCGAUUCUGCGCGACUACCAUACACGACCCUCUACCCGACCCUGCCAUUCCUAGACGACACCACGCCGCGCGCAUUCACCCCGCUGCUAGACGACAGUGGGAACAUCACAGUGUACACGGGAGAUUGCUCACAAGGUGCAAAUGGCGGCCAUGUGUGGACCUUCACACCAAGUUCGGCGAAAGAGAAGGGCAUCGGCAGCUGGAAGCAAGAGGACGUGUCGGUCAAGGAUAGCACACACAACGCGGUCAUGGGUCCCAACUAUCUCGGUGGAGGCAUGACCUUCUCCAGCACUGUUGAUGGGGACGCGGCAUCGACAAGCGCCUACAUCUUCGGUGGAAUGUGCCCAUUCAGCGAUGCCAACAGCACGACCUGGCAGUCUGCAGCCAACUACUCGAACCUCAUGACCACGCUGCAGCCGUCGGGCACUCGCGACAAUACAAUUGCAUACACCCUGGAUCUAUCUACCAGCCGCGGCCCCCCCGUACCCGAAGCUGGGUUCUCGAUUACGGGCCUCGAGCCCACCUUCUCCAAUCGUAGUGAUGGCAGUCAAACGCAGCAGCAGAACUUUCUGCUUAUCGGUGGACAUACAAGUACAGCAUUCAUAAACAUGUCGCAGGUCGCACUCUUCUCUCUUCCGGAACAGGGCUGGACGUUCAUUGGUGUCGAAGAGACAGAUUCCUCGCACACAGAUCUGGCCCGUCGAGCUAACGCAGCAACCAUCGAUCCGCGGUCUGGCCACACGGCAGCCCUUACUCCAGACGGCCAGCGGAUCGUCGUAUUCGGAGGCUGGGUCGGCGAUACCGGCACUCCCGCAGAGCCGCAGCUCGCGAUACUCAACAUCGCUAGCGGCUAUGGUGGAAAAGACGAUUGGCACUGGACGUUGCCCUCUUCUUUGGGCGAAGGUCUGCCGACAGACUCCGGACUGUAUGGCCAUGGCGCUACCAUGCUUCCAGGAGGGGUUAUGAUGAUCAGAGGUGGUUACACGAUACCCAGCCCCUCUUCACGACGAAGGGCCACACCCACAGUCAACAGCAAAUCAUACUUUUUCAACGUUACAUCCAACACUUGGGUCACAGAUUACUCCCCUCCACCCGAAGCUCCAGAUGACGAUCCCAUAAACACAGGCCCUUUGUCUAGCCCAGGGCAAAAGGUCGGACUCGGCGUCGGUCUUGGUAUGGGUCUGGCUGCUGUGUGCGGUCUCUUCGCCUUCUACAUGUGGUAUACAAGACGUCUGCGGAAGCAACGUGAAGUCCGCGAGAAGCAGAUUCAGAAUCUCUCAUUCACUACCCGUCGCUACAACCUCGAUGACUAUUCACCAAAUUUCGAUGGUCGUGGUGGCCAAUCCGAUGCCAUGGACUAUCUUGCUGGCCAGAACGGCAACUACUACUUCCCGCCUGGGACUCAAGGUGGACAAGGCUGGAAGCAGACUGCGAGCCAAGAUGCAGAACGUACCGGUUUGCUUGUCGAAAUUCCCAGUCCAACACGUGGCCUGCGACGCAGUCUUAGUGGUAGACCUGGACUUGUCACGGGCAAGAUGCGAGGCCCAGGUAACAUUCAUCCAAUUGACGAGUUGGAAGAAGAUCCAGACGAGGAACAUACACACGAUUCCACGGCGACUGAGAAACGAGCCGAGAUGAGUGAGCGAGGCCAUAUUCGAAGAAAGUCCAUACUGGAUGGUGCGCCUGUGCUCGAUCCUUUCAUUGAUGCUCGAUCUGAGGAUGAAGACGACAGUGGGCGCCAUAGCCCAGUCGACCCUCGGACUCAGUCCUUUACAAGCGUUCGCAGCAAUGUUCAGGAGGAUAUUGACUCCUUCCGCACUGCACAGUCAUCCUUUGCUCACCUUCAGGCUGAAGGCGAAGCACUGUUAGGUGAUCAUCCCAUCUCGCCAAUCGAGCCCUCUACCACCGACAACAGAAAGUCAUUCCCAGCAGCAGCUUCACCGCCCCGUCGAGCAGCUUCAGAUGCCAGUUUCUGGCGCAGUCGGCGAGGCCAACAAGACUGGCUCGAAGACGAGCUCGACACACGAUGGAAGCGCACCGCCGGCGACGAUUGGGGCACGCCAGAAGACAUUGCCCUCGCCGAGCGCGAUCGCCAACGGAGAGAAUGGAGAGAACGCGGGAACCUACUUGUUACCGACAACGACCCAUUACCCACUCCUCGCACACCAAUCCGCUCUGAUCAACUCGGCGUCCCUCCUUCAGACGAAAGACCCUGCACACCCGCUAGCGAAGCUGAUUGGGACGUUGAAGCCGCUGUCGAGCGGAGGGUCGUGCAGGUCAUGUUCACGGUUCCGAAGAGUAAACUCCGCGUCGUCAACGCUGAUGUCGAUCACUUCACCAAGAACGAGCCCGAGGCCGUCGCCUAG
This is a messenger RNA of Parastagonospora nodorum SN15, 2571 nucleotides long. RefSeq lists its product as hypothetical. The record is from RefSeq and is a predicted model, not a curated record. Gene Ontology annotation, molecular function: protein binding. The coding region runs from base 1 to 2571 and encodes 856 amino acids. The transcript is spliced from 4 exons. Lineage: Eukaryota; Fungi; Ascomycota; Dothideomycetes; Pleosporales; Phaeosphaeriaceae.